This is a messenger RNA of Durio zibethinus, 2221 nucleotides long. RefSeq lists its product as uncharacterized. Lineage: Eukaryota; Viridiplantae; Streptophyta; Magnoliopsida; Malvales; Malvaceae. The record is from RefSeq and is a predicted model, not a curated record.
UUUAAUUAAUCCGUAAAAUAAAAAUAAUUUGCCUAAAUAUUAAAAAAAAAUUGUCUGAGACGGGUAUCCAAGGCUCAUUAUCCAGAAAAUGGAAUAUAUUUGGAAAUGUUAAAUUUUUAUAAUUAAUUUUUGUCACUUUCUUGUGAUUGGCAUCCAAGGUCCGCAAACUGAAACUCACAGCAUAAUUAUUAAAAAUUGCUUCGACUUUUUUUUUUUUUUUUGAGUUACUAUGGCUUUGCUUUUCUUUUUACUAGCAAUGGCGGACCCCUGAUAGCUUUGCUUUUUUUUCUUUUUUUUUUUGAGUUUGAUUGGUUUUCAUUUUCAUGGAUUACCAAAGAAUCCAAAAGCCUCAGGGCGGAGGUGGAUUUUCGCCUGCCAAGCUGAGGACUAUGCUGUUAGGAGUAGAAAAUAAAAGAAAACAAGAACAAGAAGUUGAAUCUUCAAUAGCUUUAAGAUCUCAACUUUCUCGCCUUGAUGAUAUAGGUAUCUUUUCAUUUUAUUUAUUUUCUCAAUAUUUUUGUUGGGUCUUUUUUUUAAUUGUUCCUUGUCUUGAAGAUAGUUGCAAAGAUGUAGAUGUGGUGACUGAGCAGAAUGCUGUUGAGCAUAGGUUAAAGGAUCAUCUUGGUUCAGAUUAUGAUAGUGGACAUGAUAAUAUGAGUGUGUCCUCAUCGAUCUUUGAGUUUCAGAAGGCUGAACGGGCACCACAAAGAGUUCCUAUUGGGCCAUUUUCUAAACCGGCGCCAUCCAAAUGGGAUGAUGCUCAGAAAUGGAUAGCUAACCCUACUGCGAAUCGGCCAAAGACAGGGCAGGGUGGGCAAGGGGUGGGAUCAAGAAAAGGUGGUAAUUUUGGCUAUGGGAGACAAUCAUCUACUAAGGUGGUUGUUGAAGUUCCUGAUCAAAGGAUGGUCGCUUUUGAAGAACCGGAUACAAAACGGAUUGAUAUGAAUCAUGCCAAGAAGGAUAAUGGGUUGCAGAAGUUAGUAAAUUGGGAGAUUGAUCCAUAUCCAAUUGUGGAUACAUAUGGGAAGCCUGUACUGAUGAUUGAGAACUCUGUUGCGGAGUCAGCUGUUAGUCUUAGCCAGCAUGAUUCAUCAAUGUCUAUACAUAGUGCUACAACAUUUAUUCCUCCUCCUUCAACAGCUAGAUCAGUAUCCAUGAGAGAUAUGGGAACAGAAAUGACUCCAAUUGCUAGCCAAGAACCGUCAAGGACAGGAACUCCUGUGCGGUCAACAACACCAAUUCGCAGUCCAAAUUCAUCCAGGCCAUCAACUCCCAGAAGAGCGGUGCCAUCUCCAGCAAAUCCACCUUAUGAGCAUGUAGAUCUGAACAUGGAGUUGUCGGAGAAGGAGCCACAAAUGAAAACAAGAAGAGAAAUUAUGGUUCUUGGGGCCCAGUUGGGUAAAACAAACAUAGCUGCAUGGGUUAGCAAAGAGGAGGAUAAGGAUGCAUCCACUUCACUGAAAACUGUAGCACCAGAACAACCAGCUAAAAGUGUCAUUGAAACCCGUGCAGCAGCAUGGGAGGAGGCAGAGAAAGCUAAGUAUACGGCCAGGUUCAAACGUGAAGAAAUGAAAAUUCAAGCAUGGGAGAACCAUCAAAAAGCAAAAACUGAAGCUGAGAUCAGGAAAAUUGAGGUUGAGGUUGAAAGGAUGAGGGGGCAUGCUCAUGAUAAGCUCAUGAAUAAACUAGCCGCUGCGAGGCACAAGGCAGAAGAGAAGCAUGCAGCAGCAGAAGCCAAGAGAAACCGACAAGCUGCCAAAACCGAGCAUCAAGCAGAAUAUGUUCGAAGAACUGGCCGCAUCCCCUAUUUUCCCUGCUGGAGUUGUUGCUACUGAAAAUUAGAUUUUACUACCAAAUCACUCUGCUCUACCCAUAAAGCCUUUUUGCACUUCCCAACUUCUAUAAAAAUAUUGUUUUUGGCUCUUUCAUGUCGUGCUAUUUCCUGGUAUUGAAAUAUCAUACUCCUCUGCAUUCCCACUGUAAAGCUAAGUUUUUGUAGCAACCCUGGUAAACUUGGUCAAAGCUAAAAUGCAGUUCAUUAUGCCUCUAUUUCUUUUCCAAACCUCCACCCAUCCCACUCCCAAAGGAAAGAAAGAAUACCUGUUGGGCAGAAGAUUAUGCUGAUUGAAAUUUAAAUUUUUUUGAGAUUCAUCAUAUAAAUUGUAUAUUUUAUUGGAUCAAUUAAUAUUUACAUUCAUUUCCAAGUGUUUUGGUAUUUCAA